AUGAACAAGCAAGUAAAGAAAGCGAGUUGAACUUGGUAGACUUUCUCUCGGUUUCUUCCAUCUGUUUCCCAUUGAGAUCUCGCCCCUCCUCGUCUCGUCUCGUCUCUGCGAUUUUAACACGCAUGUAAGUCUGCUUGCAGAGUGGGAGAGAGUAGUUGCGGAGCAAAUCGGAAGGGGGGAAAUGGCAAGGGUGAGAACUGGGGUUCUGAAGGCGGUGGUGGGGCUGAUGGCGGUUGGUCUGGCGGCGUACAUAGUAGGUCCGCCUCUGUAUUGGCACUUGAUGGAAGCAUUGGCUUCUGCUUCCGCUCCGCCUUCCUGCCCUGCGUGCAAUUGUGACUGUGAUUCCAUGCCCUUAAUAUCCAUUCCUCAAGGUCUGGGUAAUGCUUCCUUUUCAGGUUGUACAAGGAAUGAUCCAGACGUUAACGAGGACACACAGAAGAACUUUUCCGAACUAUUGUCUGAAGAACUGAAGCUGAGAGAAGCCGAAGCAUUGGAAAAUCAACGGCGUGCUGACAUGGCACUGCUCGAGGCUAAGAAGAUGACAUCUCAAUACCAGAAAGAGGCAGACAAGUGCAAUUCUGGGAUGGAGACAUGCGAGGAGGCGCGGGAAAAAUCUGAAACUGCUUUAUCAGCACAGAAGCAGCUGACUGCUUUGUGGAUGCAGAGGGCGCGCCAAAGGGGUUGGACACAAGGGGAAGGGAAUGUGAGGAGGGUUCAAUCAUCCUAGCAAUUUACAUUUUUUAAUUACAUAAUGUUCUCUUCAAACCUUGCCUUUUCAUCCAGAGCUAGUAACAACAUACAUAUACAUAUUAUUGUGGUGCUGUUAUUUUGUAAGCUAAGUAAGUUACUCUGUUUUUUGUAUCAUCUCAACUUUAUAUUAUUCAUAUAAUAAUAAUAAUACUUACUUUCUUAUA
Molecule: messenger RNA, 914 nt
Organism: Andrographis paniculata
Lineage: Eukaryota; Viridiplantae; Streptophyta; Magnoliopsida; Lamiales; Acanthaceae
Exons: 3
Coding region: 182-727 (181 amino acids)
Source: RefSeq, a predicted model, not a curated record